Molecule: messenger RNA, 6805 nt
Organism: Lytechinus variegatus (green sea urchin)
Lineage: Eukaryota; Metazoa; Echinodermata; Echinoidea; Temnopleuroida; Toxopneustidae
Product: guanine nucleotide-binding protein G(s) alpha subunit
Exons: 12
Coding region: 412-1551 (379 amino acids)
Biological process (GO): sensory perception of chemical stimulus; adenylate cyclase-activating dopamine receptor signaling pathway
Cellular component (GO): heterotrimeric G-protein complex
Molecular function (GO): G protein-coupled receptor binding; GTP binding; G-protein beta/gamma-subunit complex binding
Source: RefSeq, a predicted model, not a curated record
UAGUACUGUGUAUGCAUACACUCGCUCAACCAUUUACACACUGCAUGCAUGCACUGUUGCUGUGUAGAAAUGCAUGUAUGACAUGAUCCGAUGUCGCGAUUAUGUGCACAUAAUAUGCUCGCUGAAGUAUUGGAAGAUUUGCACUCAAUGUUAUAGUUAACUCUGGUUUUCUUCGCGAUUUCAUCGCUUUUAUGCCAAAGGAGUCGGUCCUGCCCAUUCACCAUUUUCUUUGGAUUUAUUACCACGGAUUUUUAGCCACCGGAGGACCUGUUCCGUGCUUCUAGUGCACCAUUUUUGUUGGAUUGUGUGUUCUUGUUACUGGCCGUGCUGUGCCCGUAGCGGCACUCACUGCUUCUGAGUUUUCAUCUCGGCUAGCUACGGGUCGGCUAGCCGCAUUGCAACGUGCGUGCGAUGGGUUGCUUCGGGAACGGCCUGUCAAGCGAAGAGAAAGAUGAAGAAAAGAAGCGAAAGGAGGCCAACAAGAAAAUUGAAAAGCAACUCCAGAAGGACAAGCAAAUAUACAGAGCAACGCAUCGGCUAUUAUUGCUUGGUGCUGGUGAAUCAGGAAAAAGUACCAUCGUGAAACAAAUGAGAAUUCUUCAUGUAGAUGGAUUCUCACCCGAUGAAAGAAAGAAGAAAAUAGAAGAUAUAAGAAGGAAUAUUCGAGAUGCAAUUAUUACAAUAACAGGGGCCAUGAGCACAUUGUCACCGCCUAUUCAACUAGCAGAACCUCAGAACCAAUUCCGGUUGGAUUAUAUUCAAGAUGUCUCCAGUUCACCAGACUUCGACUACCCAGAAGAAUUUUGGGACCAUACAAAACAUUUAUGGAUAGAUGCUGGAGUUCAAGCAUGCUACGACAGGUCGCACGAAUAUCAACUUAUAGAUAGCGCACAAUAUUUUUUAGAUAGAGUUGAUACAAUAAGAAGACCAGACUACGCUCCUGACUUACAGGACAUUCUCCGGUGUCGUGUCUUGACGUCUGGUAUCUUUGAAACAAAAUUCCAAGUGGACAAAGUCAACUUUCACAUGUUCGAUGUAGGAGGACAGAGAGAUGAAAGGAGAAAAUGGAUCCAAUGUUUCAAUGAUGUGACGGCCAUCAUCUUCGUAGUAGCCUGCAGUAGUUACAACCUUGUGUUGAGGGAAGACCCUAACCAGAACAGACUGAGGGAAUCACUAGAACUCUUCAGAAGCAUUUGGAAUAACAGGUGGUUGCGGACAAUUUCAGUGAUUCUCUUCCUCAACAAGCAGGACUUACUGGCUGAGAAAGUGUUAGCAGGAAGGUCAAAGAUUGAGGACUACUUUAGCGAGUAUGCAAUGUACACAAUCCCACCCGAUGCCGCUACAGACACCGGUGAACCCGAAGAGGUGUUGCGAGCCAAGUACUUCAUCAGAGAUGAAUUUCUGCGAAUCAGCACGGCAAGCGGCGACGGCCGACAUUACUGCUACCCCCACUUCACCUGUGCCGUGGAUACAGAGAACAUUCGACGAGUCUUUGACGAUUGUCGCGACAUCAUCCAAAGGAUGCAUCUUCGGCAAUACGAGUUGCUGUGACCUUUGACCCUUGGGUCACCCGCCAAGGGCGUGGGAGACUGUUCUUUUGCAAUCACAGCAGCACUAGUCGUUAUUGUCAUCGCCGUCAUCCUAACAAAGAAAUUGGGAGAAGGGACAGCAUCCAGAAGAAUAAUCAGAAUUAAUGAGGGUUAGGGGAGAUAUUUAAGAUUUUAAACUCUUUUAAGGUAAAACCAAUCAACGUUACUCCUCUGUUCCCUUCCACCAGACUCUUAAUUUCAGGUGAAAAAAAGGGAAAGGGGGAGAAAAAAAUAGUUGGUGGAAAACAUUUUCAUACCUAAUGGCUGUAUAAAGGCUCUGUAUUGAGUAUGUGGAAAUUCAUUUCUUUUUGUAAAAUUUUUAUUUUUAUUUUGUUUGAAUAUUCUUUGUUGUUGUAUCCUAGAUGAGGAAGCAUUAAGAGCAUCAUGAAGUCAAUCUCUUUCAGUCAGAUACUGUGGGUGUUUUAGAUGGAAGUUUGUUGUUUGGAGUCGGCGUGUGUGGUGUUUUAAAAGACAAAAACAAAAAAACAGAUUACUAUUAUAACUUAGGAACAUUAUGUGAUGACCUAACAAGUUUUCCUUCUUCUGUUAAAUUCAUUGUGUUGCAAUUUCUCGUAGCUGGCUUCAUAAUUGUUUGUAACAGGCUUUAAGAGCAGUAUAAACUAUAAAUUAAGUUGCAUUUUAUUGGAGGCUGUAGACAGAGUAAGAUGGAGAGAGAGAGAGAAACUCACAAAUAUCAUGUUUAUUGUUAACAUACCAUAGAAGCAAAAUCUUUCUCCCUUUCCUAGACUUUUUAUAUGAUAUCUUUGGUCCCCCUCUCUCUCUCUUCCUCUCUCUUUCCUCUAGAUUUUUAUUUAAAAAAAAAGAAUUAUCAAAUUGAUUGUUUUUGCAUUUGAGGUCUGUUUGUACAAUCACAGCUGAUUAUUAAGUCUGUGUUUUUACAUCCAACUACCUUCAGAUAGGUUACCAGGACCAUAACAUGUCGUAAUGAAUUAUUUGUGUCCUUUUUACUAUACUAAAAGCAUGCAGAAUGUGUACAUAUUUCAGAAAUAAAGCAAUUCACACAAUGUCGCAUUGGAAACCAGGAGAAAUUGGAAGAAAAACAAAUGAGGAGAAAAAGAACAUGAAAUGUGAAAGAAAUGACUAAUAAUUGCGCUUUUUCAGCAUAAUACCGUUUCUUUCAUAUUGAAAUUGAAAAGAGGAGAAGAGGGAUGGAUCGAUCCUGGUUUUCCUCUUUUUCUUUUGUAGGGAAUGCGUAUGUAAGCACAGAAUUCUGUAAAUAUUAUGUCUUUAUCUGUCCAUAUGUCUUUUCUGUGUGUCAUCUAUCUAUAUUUAUAUCAAUGGUUUAGCCCCCAUUGACAUGCAAUGUUUAAUUCGAAAAAUCAACCAAAACGGCGCACGGGAUCAAAGUUCUGGCGGCUUGUACACCCCCCCCCCCCGACCCCCAGUUCUAUUAUGAAUUGAAUCAACACAGCUAAAAAAAAAAGAAAAGAAAGUGAGAUUUAGAAGUUCUUUAGAUGAAAUCUAAGAACUGCAAUGGUACAAUAUUAACAGAAAGUCACUUAGCAAAGUUUAUUUGUGGUUAAAUUUGCUAGUAUAAGAUGGUAGAAUCUGCUCUCAGCCUUGUAGCUGUAAAGUUCCUAGCCCAUGUAUUAAAAUUUAUUAUUAGUUUGAUGCUGCGAGUAGUGGUUUCACUUUUACGAAUAUCAGCAAUGGCACAUUAUAAGUAAUAUUAUGACAAUGUUUUCAUUUGUCUUUGCUUUAGUGGGUUACAUUUCUUUUGAAGAGCAGCAUUUUUUCACAACAUUCUAUCUAUCUGAAGUGGUACGUUUGUAGGCUCUCACGCUUUCUGUAAUGAAUAACUUUUAUGUUUGCUGUCUGUCCAAGAAGCAGUUACGGGACAUUUGGGAAAUCCCCCAUGUUAGAAUAAAACUAUUCAUAACAUGUAGGUACCUGGUCAUUUGUGUAGGCUAUAGUCAGAUAAACACAAGUAAAUGCUCAGCUCUAGUUCCCCUUCUAAAACAUGUGCCAUUUGCGAAACUAUAAAUAACAAACGUGGACCUAGAGUGAAGGGUAGUAUGUUGGUCCUUGGAAUAUAAAAUAUUGAUAGUGAAAUGAAUGAAUGAAAGUUAUGUGUGCUAUUACUCUUUAACUGGUGCAGCAGUCGGGGGUUAUGCAGCGAUCGAUGAGCACGGUGGAAAUGUUUCCCCCGAUCACGUUCGCACUCGAUGCGAUAGGCACCCACAACCCAUUUUCAGAUUACUCGCUGCAAAAUACAAUACGAAUGAUAUCCCACGUCGUCUUGGCGGUUGAUGCGUCGAACAUUGCACCGUAGCCUUAUGUGCGUUUCAUCAGAAUUCAGAUCAAAUGGUUGAUUAAUGAGUUAUUAAAACCAACAUGGCUUCACUUGUACAGUGUUUUAUUUCAGACGUAGGAUGAGGAAGCUAACUACCAAUAACCAGUUGAAAACCUCUGAUUAUUUGUUUCGUCAUCUGUUUUCAUUUUCCCCGUUCUCUCGAGCUUUUUCUAUUGAAAUGAUGUACCUAUAAUUAUAUGUGAGAAAUGAUAAUGGAGAAGAUUUGAACUGUAGAUAUUUACAAACUAGCAAAAAAUUGUGUGUUGGUGUCAGUAUUGAAUGAUCAGAUGUGAUUAAAAAAAAGUAUGAAGUAAAUAACAAGGACAGAAGAUACUGUUUUCAAGUUUACGAACAUACUACUACUACAAGAUACUACUACUUCUUCAGCUAUUACUACUGUACAACAACUACUACUACUAUCUCUUGGUUUAUCGUGAUUUUAGACAAGAUUUUUAUGAUGUGAAUUGGUAAUCAUGCAUUUAAGCAGCAGACCUGUGUAUUUAAGAGAAAUGUGUUGGGAUACAAGACGACUGUUUUUGUAUAUCAGUGCGAGUGUUGCCGAAUGAAUGUGGGUGUGCCUGUGCGGGUGUGGGAGUGUGUGUGUGCGUGUGUGCCUGAGCAUAUUGGAUGCGCAGGAUUAAGUAUGAAUGUUUUACUCUAGUUCUCUGUGUUCAGUUUUACCCGUUACCGUAUCGUUGUGUAUCUUCAGGUUGAAAGGUACACUGAUCCAUUUCUCUCUUGAUGAAGUCUGACGACGGUUUCAUUGUCUCGUAAUGCAGGUCAAAGGUCAAACUGUCUCAUUUGUAUAUUAACACUAGCUUAGCUUUGUCGUUGGGACAGAGCCGGAGUGUCAUUGCACAAUUUGAAACCAGAUAUGUUUUAAUUUGAAUCGGGGAAUCUAGAAGUUGUCAUUGAUAAUAAAUGAAAUGACAUGUGUCAUUAGUAGCAAUGGGUACAAGUCAAGUCAGAAGUAUUUCCCUGUCUCAAAUGAAAAUGCCUCAAAAAGAGUUUGGAAAAAUGGGAUGUGAUAGAUCAUUUCCUUUUCUCUAAAUAAUAAUAGAUGUCAAUGUGGUAGCAUGAGAAAGGUCACUUAAUUCUCUUUAAAGUGAUGCUAUAGAUGUUUACGAUUACACCUUUGGGCAUAGGAAACAAAUCUUAAAUAUGGUCUAAAUUAAAUACAAACUUAUCACUAUUUGCCAUAGAGGGCAAUGAAAAGGGUUUUUUUUUUAUGGAUUAGGAUAUGUUGUUCUCAGUUGGUUCUUGGCCUUAUCCAAAUUAUGAAAGAAUGAAAUUAUGCACCUCCACAUAAGCCAUAUUAAUCACUUCAUGAGGAUUGGACUCUCUUUCUAAGGGCAUUAAAUAAGAGAAGGUGGUUUGAUUGAUCAGGCUUAUUUCAAACUUUUUUUGAGGAGUUGGCAUCUGUUGUUGAAAUAAAUGGCACAGAAGCUGCCAUUCAAAUAUAUCUCAUGAUUACUUUCAAAGAAAUUAGCUGCAAAUAGGUAAUAUCUUCCUGUUGAAUGACACCGAAUAUUAUUGGUCUAAAGUGAUAAUGAAUGAACUCAAGUUUAUAAAAAGAAACCAGGAGAAAUGAGUAGAAAAUCAAAUUAAUUUGUGUGUUUUGUUUCUGUGUCUAUUUUUUCUCAUUUCUUUUCUUUUAUAAGCAGCUUGACAGAUAAUUUAGGUGGUGUAUGUCUAAUUAUGUACACUGUGGAUGUAAAAAGAAGCUUUUGGCAAUAUAUAAGAUGUCUCUCUUAUAUUUCCCGAGGAAAUUUUGGAAUCCGAUGUUUCUUCUCGUCCGACAUUUGUAAUUUGUAUAUAAUUCUGUACAGGUAUAUUAGAAAUGAGUUUAUUAUCAUUCCCAAACAAUAGACUUUUUUUUCUUCUGUUUUGAGUAGAAUUUAUUAAAAUACAAGUAAAUGUGUGAAAUUUCGCUAAAUAUCUUUCUUUUUUUAUGUAGAUAAGUCAAGAUGUUUAUAAUAUGGAAGAGAAGCAUGUGUCACUUAUAAACCUCAGUCAAGGAAUGGGGGAAAACUGCUGGAUUAUUAUAAGAAUGAUAUUGAGAGUUAUCAUACCAGGCUUACAGGUGAUGGGGCCGACCCAUUCUCACUUAUCUGUGAAACAGAGCACAAUAUUGCUUGACAGCAUGAACAUGAAUAUAUGCUGCUGUGUAACCAGGGCUUACUCCUUGAUCUUGAGGUCAAGAACAUUAAACUUGAUAUUUGUAGAAAGUUCAGCCACAGAAUGGGCAUUUUAAAUUUGCAAAGUAAAUUAUUAUUGCCACCCAGUACAAGAAAGUUCUUUCUAAGCAAGGGUGAUUAAAUGACAUAUCUCCAAAGGUUUAAGAUUUGUAAUAAUAAUAUUUGAUAUAAUAGUGUGUUUCGGCAUCUUCACUAAAUGGAGCUGACCUUAUAAUUAAAGUAUUUAUUAUAUAAAAAUAAUAAAUUUGACACAGUGAUAUAUUUGAAUUAUUUAAUAGUAAUGCAAUGGUAAACUACGGAUGGCAAUCAUGCAAACAAUUAUUGCUAAUUAAUUAAUAAUGACUUUUAAUCAAUGGGCUUGAUUAUAUUACAUAUUUGCCAAAAAUCAUGCAUGUAGGGUUUUGCAAUGUGAUCAAGAAAAUUGGUUUAUGCCUUCAAUUGAAAUAUCAGUGAAAAGGGGUCAAAAAGCAUAAAAAGGAAGUUGGAUAUUAGAAAGAAUCUGAUAUGGAUUAAGAAAACGUAGAAUGACUGGUCUUAUUUUGGCAUGCAGUGGUUCUAAUAUUUUUUUUUUUGUUCGUACGAAGAUGGAAAGAAAUUGUCAUAUGAGUGUAUAAAUAUAAACCUGCAAUUCUUGUACAUGUGGACGUUUAUAUCUUGUCUUGAAAGUAAGAAAGAAAGAAAGAAAGAAGAAAAAUCAAACCCGA